GCCGAGCCGUGCCGCGCCGAGCCGGGUUGCUGCCGCAUGUCGGGCCGGCGGGCGCGGGGCCCGCUGCAGCGGGUGCAGCGCCGGAGCCGGGAGCUGCAGGCGCAGGUACCGGGGCUGCACGGCUCGGCUCGGCUCGGCUCGGCACGGCCGGGGGCUCACGGCGUGUGUCCCGUGUUGCAGGUGGAGGAGCUGCGGGAGGAGAGCGCGGCCGCGGGCCGCGGGCAGCGGAGGGCGCUUUGGCAGAGGUGCGUGCAGCUCCAGAGACUGCUGGAUGAGAAUGCAAACGCUCUGCGUGGUUUGAGCAAAGCUGAUGAGCCUGCGCCUGUGGGGAAUUACAACCAGAGGAAAGAAGAAGAGGAAAAGCUAUUGCUAAAGCUUUCCCAGCAGCUGCAGAGACUUACUCUUGUCUUGGACCAGGAUAACGUGACUAGGAGUUAUACAGGGGAUGAGAAACGUCACAAAGAUCCUCAGACAGAAGAUGAAGAUGAGAGUGAAGUUGAAGAAAGCAGUGAGGAGGAAGACAGUGAAGAAGCAGAUGAGGAGGAUAAAUUGUUGGAUGAUCCAACCGUGAAAGAAUGUGUUGCAGUUGGAAACUUCAGUGCCCAGCAGGAGGGGGAUCUCACCUUUACGAAAGGUGAAGUCCUGCUUAUACAUGACAAGAAGGCAGAUGGCUGGUGGGUGGCCGAAAACUCGAAGGGGGAGAGAGGCCUCGUUCCCAGGACCUAUCUUGCGGCCCAUCAUGAAGGUGGUGAAAGCCAAGAGGAAAGUGAAGAGCACAUAGAAGUGGUGGAUGAAACAGCAGAUGGAACUGAAAUCAAAACAAGAACAGAUUCUCACUGGAGUGCUGUAAGAAGAGCCAUCGCAGAGAGUGACACGGUAGAGGUGCUGGCAACCCUGGGAGCAGUUCCUGCAGGAUUCCGCCUGUCCACGCUUUUCCAGCUCUCAGAGGAAGGUGAUCAAUUUCGAGCAAGUCACUUUCUGCAGCCUGAGCUUACUCCAUCACAGUUGGCUUUCAAAGACUUGGUGUGGAACCCUGAAAGAAACACUAUCUAUCCCAGGCCCACUCGAGUGUCCCUGGUUGGAACUGUGUGUAGCUGUAGGAUGAUUCCUGUCCCAGGAGCCAGUGUGCAGGUUCUCAGCAGACACGUUCGCCUCUGUCUGUUCGAUGGCACUCGGGUGCUGAGUAACAUUCACACAGUGAGAGCCACGUGGCAACCUAAAAAUCCUCAGACAUGGAGCUUUUCUCCAAAGGUAACAGGCAUUUUACCCAGCUUGCUUGAUGGUGACUUCUUUGUCAGGUCCAACUCUGUGUCUUCAGACAUUGGUCUGCUAUUGGAACUUGGCAUCACUUUCAUUCGCAAUUCCACAGGUGAAAGAGGAGAGCUAAGCUGUGGCUGGGCAUUCCUGAAGCUUUUCACCUCUAAUGGCAUGCCUGUUCCUUCCAAGCUGUAUGAGCUGCUGUUAAACGGUGGUACUCCCUACGAGAGAGGUGUUGAGGUUGACCCAUCAAUAUCAAGAAGAGCAGGCAGUGGUGUUCUUCAUCAGCUUCUAACACUCAAGAAACAGCCUGUGCUUGUAGUGAAACUGAGGUCCUUAAGUGUGCAGUCCAAAGACAUCCUGAAUUUGCUACCAGAAACGUUAAUUGGCAGCAUGUGCUACAUCCACCUCUUGAUAUUUUACCGACAACUACUUGGUGAUGCCCUCCUGAGAGACAGGAUAAGCAUGCAGAGCACAGAUUUAAUCUGUAAUCCUGUUUUAGCCACUUUCCCUCAACUCAUGGAUCAGCCAGACCUGAUGGAUGCCCUUCGGAGCGCUUGGGCAGACAGAGAAAGAACACUGAAGAGAUCUGAAAAGAGAGAUCAAGAAUUUCUGAAAUCUCUGUUUGUCCUGGUGUACCACGACUCUGUGUUCCCUCUGCUCCACUCCACCCUCCUCCCUGAGUACAAGUGGGCUGAGGAGGAGUCCGAAGCCUCUCGCUGGAAGGUGAUUGCUGACUUCUUGAAAAGGAGCCGGGAGAACGACGGUGCGCUUCAGUAUCUGCUGUCUUCAGACAACACUCACACAGCCUUUGACAUCUCACAGCUGGCUUAUGAUUUCUUGGGAGAACUGAGGAAAAACAAUCCCGGCGUGUGACUCGAUUACAGAGCAAUUCAGAAUUGGGUGUCAGAAGAGGCCGUGGCUGGCUGUUCCUACCUCCCGUAGCCACCUCCAGUGUUGUACUUUGCUGAAGCUGAUCAGAUGCUGAGACAUUGUUUUUCUCCUCUCAUGCACCUUCCAAUUAAUUUCCAGCUCUUGUUUUAAUCAGGGUAAACAAAAGUCUCUUUGUCCCAGUACCCCAGUAGACUGGUAACUGGCAGGGAAGAUAGCAAUGAUUUUUAAGAAUGCUGCUCAGCAAGGUCAGCAAGGUUAGGGGAAGAAAAAAGUCAUCUCUUGUCCAAUCAGUGCAGAGCAGGUUGCUCUCUACUUACUGUUUUUCUCCUUCCCACUCAGGAAAAGGUUGGGUUACUCACAGGAAUGUGCUUGACCCUCCUCAUACAAAUAAAAGCUGGUGAGAAGUUGGGGCAUGCACUACAGCACCUCCCUCACCCAGGGGGAGCAGGAUGCUGCUAGGGGCUCCUUUUCCCUGAGCAGUUGGUACCCACAGGCUGUAUGUGCUGCCUGCUCCCAGGGGGAAGUUAUUAAUCCUGUCUUUUUGGUGUUGGAGUGUCUGGACACUUUCUGCCUGGUGACAAGAACACUGAACCCAAAAAUGCCCUAAGGCAUUUGCCCUUGCUUAGGAGGAGCUUGAACAGUAAGAAACAUGGAUUUGAUCUUUGGUCUCGCUUGCACAAGAGCUUGGCACAGAAGCAAAUUCCUGGGGCAUCACUUGGCUCUCUUAUCAGAGAGAUACGGUAUCUCUCUAGGAUCCCAUCUUCCUGCUGCAGAGUAGUGCCUGAGUUACAGAGGCCAGACUGAUGUCACUCACAGGCAGAGGCCACCUUCAGCCUUUCACCCCACCAGUUACUGGGUUCUGAUGGGAGGCAGAGUCCUUCCAAAGCACAGCUGGCGGGAGGCAGAAACCCAAGCUGCUGUCCUGCAGCCCUUGCUGGGCACUGGGGAGCACGUGGGCAAACCCUCCCUCUUCUCACAGAGCUGUCUAUAAAGAACACUUGGCUGCAAGUUUUCAAAGGCUGGACGUGGCGGGGGGAAGAGUCUGAC
This is a messenger RNA of Colius striatus (speckled mousebird), 3198 nucleotides long. RefSeq names its product nephrocystin 1 (gene NPHP1). NCBI's taxonomy places the organism in Eukaryota, Metazoa, Chordata, Aves, Coliiformes, Coliidae. Bases 37 to 2133 code for a protein of 698 amino acids. Gene Ontology annotation, molecular function: protein binding. The record is from RefSeq and is a predicted model, not a curated record. Gene Ontology annotation, biological process: protein localization involved in establishment of planar polarity. Gene Ontology annotation, cellular component: cytoplasm; cilium. The transcript is spliced from 20 exons.